Messenger RNA from Rhododendron vialii, 1312 nucleotides. RefSeq lists its product as uncharacterized. Bases 330 to 746 code for a protein of 138 amino acids. Lineage: Eukaryota; Viridiplantae; Streptophyta; Magnoliopsida; Ericales; Ericaceae. The transcript is spliced from 2 exons. The record is from RefSeq and is a predicted model, not a curated record.
UUUCAGCCUAGGACCCAACACUAAUAUUAUUCCUUCUUCCAUACACUACAUUGAUGUUAGAGAGGGAAAAUGUGGAAACUAAAAACCUAGACAAGAUGUUUGAUAUCACUCAAAUCUCUUUUAGUAGUGGACAAGGGGUUAGGUGUUUGAUCUGCACCUAAAUUUGGGUGUACUCCUAGCCCGGUGAUUACUUUUUAAAGAUUCCUACAUUUAAAAAUUCUCAGAUGAUCAUGCGAGUGAAAGUACACGGGAAUAAAAGGACUUGGCUUGUGGGAGGAAAGCCAAGGAGGUGGAAUGAAUCGCAUUCGAUCUGAGCCAUCCGUGCUGAGAUGAACGGCACUCGGAUCGGCCGCUCUGCACCCGAUCGACAGGAAGCUGCCAAGCAGCAUCCCUGGAUCCCAAAGAGCAGUGGAAGCACAGUUCAGGGGCCAGCGCCGCAACCGACAAAGUGUUCCAAUAAUGAUCUUGCUAAUCAAGACCCUCUGCACCCCACACAAGAAAAAAGAGAAGAUGAGGAAAGAAAAAAAAACAUCAUAAGAGACUCUCCCUUACUAGAAAGAAAGUUUUGUCUUCCAAUCAAGGGCAGAGCUGGAUCAAUGGGCUCGAAUCAUGGCUUACGAUAUCUUCAGGAACAAACCACCGCUAAUUAUUUGAUCAUUUGGAAAGUACUACAAUACACACCGCUAUUUGAAUGCAUCGGGUAUGUACGUACUCCCUUGAAUCAAAUUGACUUCAUAGCAUUUUGAAUAGAAAUUCCUCACAUUCGCCUAAUAAUUCAGAAUAUUUGCAUAGAAGAUUAUAUCAUGCAUGACACUUUAUGCACAAUGUUAUGAAUGCAAACUGAUUCAAGGGAUGCAUGCCGUAAGCAUCCCAACAUGGAUGCGUAUCGUCGCAUGCAUUUCUCUUUGAUCUUUCAUUUGAUUGAGACGACUCACGAUCGUUGGUGCAAAAUAAUGUUUAUCUUUACUUGAUUAUCUGUAGCUAUAUGUGGAAAAUUUGAAAGUUGAUAGGGUUCAAUUGUCUCUUCCUCUCCCUCUGACUAUGCCCUCAGUUGAAAGCAUGUACUUUUUUUCCUUUAAUCAAUACUGAAAGGAUGUACUUUAUGACUCUAAUCCGCACUACAACACUUAAAUGGGAGACAUUAGUUGUCGUGGAGGCCAGAGCAACUACAUGGCAAAAGUGGGUAGCUUGAUUGAUUGACUUGCGAAAUCUCUAGAGUAUCUAUCAUCAAUAUUAUAAAACAUAUAGCGAAAAAUGUCUAAGGAUACAAACGUUCGUAAUUUUGAAGCCGUUUGAUCAUCAAAGAUUGUGG